GAGAGCCAGAGCGGGCACAGCACGGCAGGGCACGGCAAAGGGCAGCCUGCAGCCCCUCGGCAUGGCCUCCUGCCCCGUGGGGAACGGGUGCUCCCCGGGGGGGCCCCACUCGUGAGAGCUGCCCAGGUCACAGAUCUGGCUCGGAGAACAUGGCCACUUCAGGGAGGACAUUCCCAGUUGCCCUGUGGACAUCGACACCGACUCCCUGGCCAGGAGGGAACACCACUGAGGAGGCCGAGGCCACAUGUGUCUUCGACGAGGAGUUCAAGUUCAUCCUGCUGCCCAUCUCCUACAGUAUCGUCUUCGUGGUGGGGCUGCCCCUCAACUCCUGGGCCCUGUGGAUGUUCAUCUCCAGGAUGAGGCCCUGGAAUGCCACCACCACCUACAUGGUGAACCUAGCUGUGUCUGACAUGCUCUACGUCCUCUCCCUCCCCACCCUGGUCUAUUAUUAUGCCGACCGAAACAACUGGCCCUUCGGGAAAUGGCUCUGCAAGAUCGUGCGGUUCCUGUUCUACGCCAACCUCUACAGCACCAUCCUCUUCCUUACCUGCAUCAGUGUCCACCGCUACAUGGGCAUCUGCCACCCCAUCCGCUCCCUCAAGUGGGUGAAGACCAAGCAGGCCCGCAUCAUCUGCGUGGGUGCCUGGCUCGUCGUCACCAUCUGCCUCAUCCCCAACCUCAUCUUUGUCACCACCAGCUCCAAGGGCAACACCACCUUGUGCCACGACACCACCAAGCCCGAGGAGUUCGACCAUUACGUGCACUACAGCUCCUCUGUCAUGGCCCUGCUCUUCGGGCUCCCCUUCCUGGUCAUUGUCCUGUGCUACUGCCUCAUGGCCAAGCAGCUCGGCAAGUCCAGCCUCUCCAGCCCCAGCCCGCAGAUGCCAUCCUACAAGAAACGCUCCAUCAAGAUGAUCAUCAUCGUGCUCACCGUCUUUGCCAUCUGCUUCGUGCCCUUCCACAUCACCCGCACCCUCUACUACACCUCCCGCUACUUCCAAGCCGACUGCCGGACCCUCAACAUCAUCAACUUCACCUACAAGAUCACACGGCCCCUGGCCAGCAUCAACAGCUGCCUCGACCCCAUCCUGUACUUCCUGGCUGGGGAUAAGUACCGGGGGCUGCGCCGGGGGGCCGCCCACCGGCUCCGGCCCGUGCCCACCUGCAACCUGGCCCUGGUGUCGCCCUACACGGACACCCUCACGGACAGCGGCCACGUGGCCAGUGUCACCCGAGGGACAGGGACAGCACGGAGCGGGGGCGGGUGCUGAGGGGCCCGAGGGGGUUCCAUGACCUCAUCCCUGGUCUCCAGGAGCUGCAGCCCCUCCAGGUUUCAUGUGGGCACCCCCAGGUCCCCAGACCUACCCUGCCCCUGCCCAGCCCCUGCAGGGGCAGAGGCCACAGGGCUGAGGGCUGGAGGCCACAGGGCCAGUCCCAGCCCUGCCCUGGGAGGAGGGUGCUGCUGCUCACCGGGGCAGGAGAGCACGCGUGGGAAUGGGAAGGACACUGAGGAGGCUGUUUGGGAGAAGCAGGCUGGUGUCCCAUCCCAGGGCACUCCUGGGGACACAAGGGGGGUGAUAGGUCACUAAAGAGAAGGGACACUGGUCCCUCCCUGGGCAGGCACAGCCCUUCCAGACGGCUCUGUGGUGAUGUGUGGGCAACAGACUGAACGAGGGGACAGAGCCCACACUGGGGUCCCCCCUGCCCGGUUGUCAGAGAUGUCUCUGUCACACCACUGGCCUUGGCAGAGGAGGAGAGAUGUGACAUGGGGUACUUGCAGCACUUGCUGCCCGUCACCCCCCAGUAAAGCCCCUUCCCCUUU
Molecule: messenger RNA, 1822 nt
Organism: Corapipo altera (White-ruffed manakin)
Lineage: Eukaryota; Metazoa; Chordata; Aves; Passeriformes; Pipridae
Gene: P2RY4
Product: pyrimidinergic receptor P2Y4
Exons: 2
Coding region: 150-1271 (373 amino acids)
Biological process (GO): G protein-coupled receptor signaling pathway; transepithelial chloride transport
Cellular component (GO): plasma membrane
Molecular function (GO): G protein-coupled purinergic nucleotide receptor activity; G protein-coupled UTP receptor activity
Source: RefSeq, a predicted model, not a curated record